Molecule: messenger RNA, 2387 nt
Organism: Harmonia axyridis
Lineage: Eukaryota; Metazoa; Arthropoda; Insecta; Coleoptera; Coccinellidae
Gene: mbo
Product: nuclear pore complex protein Nup88
Exons: 13
Coding region: 105-2321 (738 amino acids)
Biological process (GO): ribosomal large subunit export from nucleus; mRNA export from nucleus; protein import into nucleus
Cellular component (GO): nuclear pore
Molecular function (GO): structural constituent of nuclear pore
Source: RefSeq, a predicted model, not a curated record
CAACCGGUGACCGGCUAUCGAUUGUUUUCUCGCUAGACAGCUGUUCGCUGUCCUAUUCUGUUUGUAGGUUAAGGUUCGAGAUUUGUUUAUAUUUUACAACAAAAAUGAAUUCGACUGAUUUUUUGAAUCUCAGCGAGCACCAAAUUGUCGAACUAGUGAAAAGUGGACUUCCCAGAAACAUUUCAAAGACUCUUAAUGUGUUGACGGUGAAAGAAGACGUUUUAUUUACUUGGGAUUUUCAAAGUCACUGUGUUUUAACUUUGAAUAUCAAAGCUGCUAGAGACAAUGAAGGAGUAAUUUGUCAGAAACUCCUACCUCUGUCACCACCGAUAUUUUCACCGGAAAAAAUCAUAGCCAAUGAAAGUGGUACAUUGUUGGUAGUAGCUGGACCAAAUGGUGUCUUGGUUUUCCAACUGCCCUCGAGAUGUCCACCUUAUGGCUCAUACAACAACAACAAGGAGUUGGUUUAUUGCCGGACUUUCAGCCUAGAUGAGAGAUUAUUCAUGAGCAGUGAUGAUUUCGAAGUCCUUCAGGUCAAAUUCCAUCCAGGAAGUGUAAAAGACAACCAUAUCCUACUUCUCACUUCAGAUAACACUUUACGGUUGUAUCAAGUGGAAGAUGAGGUUACUUGCCUUGGAACUUUUGCCAUCGGCGAAAAGCCCAUGGCGAAGGUACCAUGUUCCAAGAUGACGUUUCUUGGGGCUCUUGGAGAAAUUGCUGUUGAUUUCGAUUUUGGACAUCCAGAACUCAAUAAGGAUGGAGAAAAAGAAAAAAGCAUCAACAUAGAAAAAGAAAUCUCUGGAAAAUCUAUGGUGAAAGUUAGAGAUCCCUUUACUGAAACCGAGACUAUGAUACCAGUGCAUCAGCAGCAAACCGUCAUCAAGAAGAGUGAUGCGUUGAAGGAAAGGGAAAAUUAUUCGAAUUUCAAUUGGCCAGUCUAUGUUUUAUCCGCUGAUUUUAUCAUCAUAACUAUCAAUAUUCCAUUAUAUGAGAAAAAAGGUUAUGAGGUUAAAGGUCCAAUACCUCUGAUGCCCAACAAUUUUUUUCCGUACGACAAAAGAGCCUGUUCUAUGAUUUGUCUGAAUUCCACCCCCCAGGUUUUGUGUAUUGGGAGCACCCAUGGAGAGAUAUACCAUGGUAUAGUUUUGCCGAUUGAGGAAGAGAGAGAACAGGAGAGCCAGUUGAACCUCUCAUCUUCGAAUCAAAGUUCCGCUGAUAGAGAAAUUUAUUUCUUCGAAGCAGUAGACAUCGAGUUCGGUCUAACAACUUCUAUGGAAGAUACGGAGAGGGGAUACACCUGUCCGAUUUUUCUGCAUAGGGACGAUUCGCGAAGCGACAGAUAUUUUGCAACACAUUCUGCAGGUGUCCAUACCAUCAAUGUUGGUUGCAUGGAGGAUCUACAGAAGUUCAUGUUAUCUGAGAAUUUAGUUGAUGUCUUCCAAAUUCCAAGCGCUGUAGAGUACCUUGUGUGUACUAAAACAAGCACCACCAAGAACCACAAUCCCACAAUUGGUUUUUCUGUUUACUACAAUCCCAACUCCAUCAUUACCUUGUUAGCUAACGGUAAUUUCGUCAGUUUAGCGUUGAUCGGAACUGAUAUAAGCCUUCCACAACUGGAGAAAUUAGUCUUGGAAGAUCCAGAAUGUUCUGCCCCAUCAAUGCAAGAUAUGAUAAAUAUGCCGUUCAACCAGCAUAUAUUGAAACUCCUGAAGAGAGCAGACUCUCAUCCUAUCUUGAAACUUUCCAGAUACGAGGAACACUCAAUGAAGGAGUGCAAUGAGUUGUUCCAAAGAACCGUCCUAAUCUUCAAGGAGAAAAUCAAGUGUCAUCAAAUUGCUAGAGAAGAAAUAGAAAAACGUGCUACGGCUUUGGCAGUAUUCAAGGAUUAUCAGUUGAAGGAACUGGAUUAUAUGAAUAGGGAGAAAAAAACUUUGCAGGAGAAGGCUGAAAGUCUAGCUGAGAAAUAUGAGGAGAUAAAAGAACAUCAAGAAUUAUUGUUGAAGAGGUGCGCCAAAUUGCUGGUUCUUGUUUCCAUGAAAAAAGAAGUAUUAUCGGAUGCUGAAAAUAACUAUCUGCAUGAUUUGAAGGAUAUGAGAACCAAAUGCGAUAAGUUCGAUUCGGCCAUCGACAAACUUAUUGUCAAGAAAAAUUAUCAGGAAACACAGAUGAGGAGCUGGAAGAAACAGCAACAAAGGAAAUCCUAUGCCAUCAGUGAAACACAUAAAAAUACCAUCAAAGAUAAUUUGGUAGAAUCGUCUAAGAGAAUCAAUGAAAUGGUAGAAGAAAUAAAGGCCGUCAAGCAACAAUUGCGAUUGAAUUAGAAUGAUUUUAAUUGUUAUUCCGACUUGUAUUAUUUUGAUUAAUAAAAAGAACAUAGUUCUCUUAAA